Capsicum annuum is the source of this 972-nucleotide messenger RNA. RefSeq lists its product as uncharacterized. Bases 234 to 773 code for a protein of 179 amino acids. The transcript is spliced from 2 exons. The record is from RefSeq and is a predicted model, not a curated record. NCBI's taxonomy places the organism in Eukaryota, Viridiplantae, Streptophyta, Magnoliopsida, Solanales, Solanaceae.
CACGGGUAUUUCUGACCUACGCGGAAAAAAAAGAAGGAAAAAUCCUAAAGUGCCACACGACAUCCCACUUCUACGCCAAGUGUUAGUUCAAGAGCAACCACGUAUGGUGUUGCCAUUGAGAUUGUGAAAACGUGUCAACCAACAAUAAAACAUUAUCAAUUUGAGAGAGGCCCCAAAACAGCUGUAUAAUUAGCACUAUUUACUAAUCAUGUUAUUAAUUUGUGAUAUAUCCAAUGUAUCUCAACUCAUUUGGCAACAACAUGAAGAAUCAUCUUCAACUUAGGCGUUACUACUAUUCUUUGUUCCUUGUCUUAUUGUUGUUGUUUAUUAUCAUAUCCUUCCACUACACUGUUGGCAGUGUUGGAGAUGGACAAGCAGAAGAAGAGCAGCUUCAAGAACAACAACUCCAUAUGAAGAGUAGGACUCCCAUUAUAGAGACCGUCAAGAGAUUGUUUUCUUCCCCUCAAACUUCAACUAAUUAUUGGAACAAAUUUGAAUCACUAGUCAGACAAGGCAAGGCCUACUUCUACCCUCCAACACUAGAUUUCAGAGAUAAUCAAGAAGCACGGGCAAGGGAGGAAAGGGUAGCAACAGGUGAAAGGGUGAAAGAAGCAGUCCUGAAGAGCCUUGACAAGAGUAAAGCGGCCUUAGAAGAAUCCGCCAAAUCAGCUGCUAGAUUAGCGGGGGACGCAGUGCAGAAGACUACGGAUAAGAUGAAAAGAACAUUCUCUUUUGGAGAUAGAGACCCUGAACACCAAGCAGAUGAGCUCUGAUGAAUAACAACUUUGUAAAAUAAAUGUGAAUAAUUAGGUUUAAGAUUAGUGUCAUAUUCUAUGUACUGCUAUCUUCACUUUUGAGUAGUGUGUCGAUGCACUUUUCAUUGGUUUGUUCAUAGCAUACUCUCUUCAAUAAUUUAUCAAUCAUAGAAAUCGCCAUGGCGAAACCUAGCCAGGUCUUGGGUUAGAUUAGUAC